UCCACUUCAGCAUGAUACUACCCCCAAAAUUGAAGCUACUGCUGUUCCUGUCUUCCCAGAUGGCCAUCUUUAUCCUAUUCAUCCAUCUCUACAGCUAUAACUUCAACUCCCAGAAUACGAAGGAGGAACCCAACCCCACACACAUGCACGUGCUGGUCCUGUCUUCGUGGCGCUCUGGCUCUUCUUUUGUGGGGCAGCUUUUUGCACAGCACCCAGAUGUCUUCUACCUGAUGGAGCCUGCCUGGCACGUCUGGAUGACCUUCACACAAAGCACUGCCCAAAGGCUGCACAUGGCAGUGCGGGAUCUGAUACGGGCUGUCUUUCUGUGUGACAUGAGUGUCUUUGACGCCUACAUGAAACCUGGGCCCCGAAAACAGUCCAGCCUCUUCCAGUGGUACACCAGCCGUGCCCUGUGUUCCCCACCUGCCUGCAACGUCUUGCCACAAAAUGAGACCAUAUCCCAGUCUGACUGCAGGAUCCUGUGCAAUCAAGAGCCCUUUGAGGUGGUAGAGAAGGCCUGCCACUCCCACAGCCACGUUGUGCUCAAGGAGGUGCGCUUCUUCAACCUGCAGGUGCUCUACCCACUGCUGAGAGACCCUUCCCUUAAUCUGCACAUUGUACAUCUAGUCCGGGACCCCCGGGCGGUAUUCCGUUCCCGAGAACGCACCACGCAGGAUCUCAUGAUUGACAGCCACAUUGUGAUGGGGCAGGACUGGCAGAAACUCAAGAAGGAGGAUCAACCAUACUAUGCAAUGCAAGUCAUCUGCCAAAGCCAGCUGGAGAUCUACAAGGCUGUGCAGUCCUUGCCCAAAGUCCUAAGGCAGCGCUACCUGCUCAUGCGCUAUGAGGACUUGGCCCGGGACCCCCUGGCCCAGACUGCCCGAAUGUAUGAAUAUGUGGGGUUGAAAUUCUUGCCCCAGCUCCAGACCUGGGUGUACAACAUCACUCGAGGCAAGGGCAUGGGGGGGCACGCCUUCCAGACAAAUGCCAGGAACGCCCUCAGUGUCUCUCAGGCCUGGCGCUGGUCCCUGCCUUACGAAAAGGUUUCUCGACUUCAGAAAGUCUGUGGGAAUACCAUGAAUUUGCUGGGCUACCACCUUGCCACAUCUGAGCAAGAGCAGAAAAACCUAUCACUGGAUCUUUUGUCUACUUGGAGUCCCUACCAGCAAAUCUACCAAGAGGGUUGA
This is a messenger RNA of Camelus dromedarius (Arabian camel), 1187 nucleotides long. RefSeq names its product carbohydrate sulfotransferase 4 (gene CHST4). Gene Ontology annotation, cellular component: trans-Golgi network; Golgi membrane. Gene Ontology annotation, molecular function: N-acetylglucosamine 6-O-sulfotransferase activity. The record is from RefSeq and is a predicted model, not a curated record. The coding region runs from base 12 to 1187 and encodes 391 amino acids. Gene Ontology annotation, biological process: protein sulfation; keratan sulfate proteoglycan biosynthetic process; N-acetylglucosamine metabolic process. The transcript has a single exon. NCBI's taxonomy places the organism in Eukaryota, Metazoa, Chordata, Mammalia, Artiodactyla, Camelidae.